Messenger RNA from Polistes canadensis, 905 nucleotides. It is a transcript of the gene ND-19, whose product is annotated as NADH dehydrogenase [ubiquinone] 1 alpha subcomplex subunit 8. Gene Ontology annotation, biological process: mitochondrial electron transport, NADH to ubiquinone. The record is from RefSeq and is a predicted model, not a curated record. The transcript is spliced from 3 exons. Bases 232 to 753 code for a protein of 173 amino acids. NCBI's taxonomy places the organism in Eukaryota, Metazoa, Arthropoda, Insecta, Hymenoptera, Vespidae.
UUCUCAAUUAAUAUGUUUAUGGUUCAUAAGGAAGAGACUUCAAUGCAUGUAGUAGUACAGUUGUUAAGUAUAUAUUAUAUGUUGAAACUAAGAAGUGACAUUAAAUUUAAAAAGCUGGGAAGCAUACAUUUGCUUCUCAACACUUUUACAAUAAUUUAUUGAAGAUCGUAUACACGUAAAAUAUUAUUAACACGGAAUCGUUGAUAACGAAACGAAAAUUAUUAAUAAAAAAUGGUUGUUACUGAAAAAGUUAAAUUACCCGAUGAUUCUGAGUUGGCUAGUCCAGAAUUAAAUGUCCCAUAUCCUGUCUUACAAGCAGCUUCUUUUUACAUGGGUAAAAAGUGUGAAUGGGAAAGAAAUGAGUUCAUGUUAUGCAAAGAAGAAGAAAAAGAUGCACGAGUUUGUUUAAAAGAAGGUAAAGCUUUAACGGCUUGUGGUCUGGAAUUUUUUAAACAACUAAAGAAAAAUUGCAGAGAAGAUUUUGAACAAUAUGUUACUUGUUUAGAAAGAUCAUCAGGAACGAUGGAGUUUUCAGAGUGUCGAAAAACUCAAGAAGUUGUCGAUAAAUGCAUACUGGAUAAACUCAAUAUUGAACGACCUGCUUUUGGAUACUUUUGCGAAACUAAAAUACAUGAUUCUCAAAGACCAAAACCAAAAUACCAGCCUGUUGAAUUUCCAGAUGCAUUACCACCAUUGCCAGAAGGAAAACCUGAACAUUCUGCUAAAUUUGGUAACAGGUCCUACUUUUCUUAAAUUAUUUAUUAUUUAGUAAAGUCAACAUUUUAGAAGUUGUAUUAAUCCUAUUUAACAUUACAUAACAUUACAAUAAUAUACAAUUGUUAUUUGUACAUUGUUGUAUUAUUAUAUGGAAACUUUAGUAGACGAAUAAAUUUCAUUAAGUGAAG